Messenger RNA from Parasteatoda tepidariorum (common house spider), 1536 nucleotides. RefSeq names its product alcohol dehydrogenase class-3. Gene Ontology annotation, biological process: formaldehyde catabolic process. NCBI's taxonomy places the organism in Eukaryota, Metazoa, Arthropoda, Arachnida, Araneae, Theridiidae. Gene Ontology annotation, molecular function: alcohol dehydrogenase (NAD+) activity; zinc ion binding; S-(hydroxymethyl)glutathione dehydrogenase [NAD(P)+] activity. Gene Ontology annotation, cellular component: cytosol. The record is from RefSeq and is a predicted model, not a curated record.
UAAACGAUAAGAAUUUAUAUAUUUACACUACUUUUGAUAGACUUUAAUAAGAUAUUUUGAUCUCCAUCAUUUUAUUUUUUUUUCUCAUGGAAAUCAAGGAAAUCAAAGCGAUCAAAGUAAAACCUCUAUAUUGUUUCCAGUAUUAGUGAAAAACAAUGACAACAGCCGGAAAGCCAAUCACAUGCCGAGCCGCAGUGGUAUGGGAGAUAGGAAAACCCUACUCCAUUGAAACAGUUGAAGUAGCAACUCCUAAGAAAGGAGAAGACUCCUAAGAAAGGGUAAAAAUGGCUUCAGCUGGUAUUUGUCAUUCAGAUCUUCACAUACAGAAUGGAAUUGCCAAAAAGUUUCCAUUUCCAACAAUUUUAGGACAUGAAGGUGCUGGAUUUAUAGAAAGUGUUGGAGAAGGUGUGGAACGUUUUAAGACAGGUGAUUUAAUUGUAUUUGCAUUUAUAUCUUAUUGCCGUGAGUGUGAUUGGUGCAUGAGUUCAAAGACCAAUGCUUGCAGAAAAACUCAGAAAACUGGUCUUCAAAUGGACGGGACGUCUCGCAUCUCAGCCAAAGGAAAAAUGCUCACUCAAAUAAAUUCUCUAGGAUUAUUUUCGGAAUAUACCGUCACAUCUGAAUAUAACGUCACAAAAGUUAAUCCUAGUGCUGAUCCCAAUAUGCUGUGUCUAGCAGGCUGUUGCCUUCCAACUGGUUAUGGGGCUGUCAUUAAUGCUGGAAAGGUGACCCCAGGAUCGACAUGUGCCGUUUGGGGUCUUGGAGGAGUUGGCAUGUGUGUAAUUAUGGGUUGCCGUGACAGUGGAGCCUCAAAAAUUAUUGGCGUCGACACUAAUCCAAAAAAAUUUGAAUUAGCUAAGCAAUUUGGUGCAACUGAUUUUGUGAACCCUAAAGAAGUAAAAAGUGUACCUGAAACUUUAGCUCAAAUGUGCAAAGAUGGAGUUGACUACUGUUUCGUCUCCGUUGGAAAUCUUUCGGCUAUGGAAGAAGCAUUUAAUUCUAGUCAUCCUCAUUGGGGAAAAACUGUUAUUAUCGGUUUGAAUGAUAUAGGAUCAAAAAUAAAAGUUGGAGUUUGGGAGUUACUAUAUGGCAGACAAAUACUCGGGACUUUUAAUGGAUCUUACACCGCUGUUAGAGACGUUCCUUAUCUUGUUGAAAAAGUAUUAGACGGAAAAAUACAGUUAGAAAAGUUAAUCUCUCAUCGUUUGCCUCUCCACCAAAUCAAUGAAGGCUUUGACUUAAUGAAGACUGGUGAAUCAUUAAGAGCAAUCAUCGAUUUUGACUUGAAGGUUUAAGUAGUGUGUCUUAAAUUGAGGUCUUCUUACUCGUAGAAAAGGAGUCUACCAAAAAAUAUUUCUGCAAUGGACUUUUAUUGCAAUAAUUUGUAAAGCAGUUCAAUUUCAUUUCAAAAUUUAGUGCUAUUUUUUUAAGCACAAAUGCUAUUCGAAACAAAAUGUGCAAACAUGUUUGAUGUGAUAAUAACACAUUAUAUAAUAAAUAACUUGUUUUAAAAUUGUUAUUGUUGCAUAUUGUUUU